AUGGCGAAAAUACCUUCUGACUUCUACUCCGUUCUCGGAAUCAACAAGGAUGCUGACUUCGAAGAGGUUCGCAAGGCAUACCUGCGAGCAGCCCUGCGAUGGCACCCAGACAAGAACCCAAACGAGAAAGAUCUUGCGGAGGCAAUGUUCAAGAGAGUGGCUCAGGCGUACAAGGUGCUGAGCGAUGACAUUCUGCGUUCACAGUACAAUGCCUCCGGCGAGAGCGGUCUCGGACGAGACUGGUGGCCAGAUGAUCCUGACGCAAGCCGAGACAUGGCCUACCAGUUCUUCAUCCACCGUGUGCCCGGGAAAGCCCUGGCCGAGGGCUUCAGCGAGGCGAAGCUUCGAGAAAUUUUCCCACAUCUCUUCAGACGAGGGGAAGUACUGAACGGUGUAAGAGGACAUCAACGCAGUCCCCUGUGA
Molecule: messenger RNA, 423 nt
Organism: Symbiodinium natans
Lineage: Eukaryota; Dinophyceae; Suessiales; Symbiodiniaceae
Source: the annotation of a GenBank genome assembly